Molecule: messenger RNA, 2033 nt
Organism: Harpegnathos saltator (Jerdon's jumping ant)
Lineage: Eukaryota; Metazoa; Arthropoda; Insecta; Hymenoptera; Formicidae
Product: contactin-4
Exons: 6
Coding region: 642-1502 (286 amino acids)
Biological process (GO): synapse organization
Cellular component (GO): neuron projection membrane
Source: RefSeq, a predicted model, not a curated record
UCCGCGAGGAGCAAAAUUCAGUGCUUGGCCCGCAACCGUAUCGCACCGCCCCGUAGCGAGCUUUGACCGGCGCUGCGCGACGAAGCCGGCGGAAUCGCGCGAGGGGGAUUCGAAGUAUUGUGUAUCGUCGGGCGCGAUUGUCGGCGUUGUCGCGAUUAAUCGUGAUUAAUCGUCCCAAUUGCGAGCGUCCUCGGAGAGCGCGUGCUCGGAAAUCGGGAUAUCGGGGGAAUCGCACGUUCGCCGCUCGUUCGCGCGCCGGAGUGAUUUCGAAAGAGGAGAGAAGGAAGUGCGCGACGGGCAAGGGAGAUUAUUAAUUAUGUAACGAGACGCGCGCUGUUCGCGUGCGCGCGUGCGGCCGGCGGGAGCGUCAAAGUUUUUCUUUGACGCGGCGAACGCUCUCGUCUCUCCCCGUCUCUCCCGCUUUCUCUCCCUUGCUCUCUCCUCCUCGCCGACGGUGGACGCGAGCGGAGCGAGCGGGAGCGUGUUGUCCGUUAUGCCGGCGAGUCGCGGCGCGAUCCCGCGGUUACUUUUCGAAGGGCCGACGAUGGUGAGUGAGCGUUCGCGUCGGACGGUGGGCAGACGGCAACUCUUGGGCGCGGAGCGGCGCGCAUGAAUCGGAUUGAGAGAUGAGUGCGUGAAAAAUGGCACCGUUCCACGGCAUGGCCCUCCUGCUUCUGGGAAUCGGAUACCUGUUACACGCGGAACCGUUCUACGGCGUACGCGGCACCGCGUUCCUGCACCUCAACGACGACGCGUUUGGCAAGGGAGAGAAGUCGCAGCGUGGCACAAAGAGGACAUAUUUUUUCAAGGAUACGCCGCAAAAGCUGACGGUGGCCAUAGGACAGGCCGCUGUGCUGCUGUGUCGGGUUAAGAAUUUAGGAAACAGAACUGUGUCUUGGAUCCGAAAAAGGGACCUACACAUCUUAACGUCCAUGUUGGCGACUUACACGAGCGACGAGAGAUUUACGGUAGUCGGCAAUCCGGAGACCGACGACUGGAAUCUGCGAAUAGAUUACGUGCAACCGCGGGAUGCCGGCAUUUACGAGUGUCAGGUUAAUACAGAGCCGAAGAUAUAUAGAGCCGUGGCGCUGAAGGUUUUGGACAUACAGGCGCGGAUCACAGGCCCCCAGGAGCUAUACAUUAGGAAAGGCAGCACAAUCAGCCUGACCUGCAUCAUCGAGCUGCAGGAUCUACCCCCGAGCAACGUGACCUGGUACCAUGCCGGCGCGGUGAUCGAUUUCGACGGGCCAAGGGGCGGCGUAUCGCUGGAGACGGAGAAGGGUAAGCGGGGCACCACCAGCAAGCUUCUAAUAACGCGCGCCCUCCUUAACGAUAGCGGUAAUUAUACAUGCGCGUCGAGCAAAGUCACUCCUGCGAGCGUCAUGGUGCACGUGCUAAAUGGCGAACAUCCUGCAGCGAUGCAACACGGCGGCACCGGCGACGCAAACAGGAGACUCAUUCUGCUCGUCCUGAUUUUCCUCGUCGAUACGAUGUUCCGGUGAACGCCGUCGCCGUAGCGCACUUGGCCCCUUCCGGCGAUCUCUCUUCCUCCCGUGUGCGGGAGGCCUCAAGGCCUCUGUUCCUCUGAAUUUGCGUUCCGGAGGGACGCUGGCGCGCGAAGAACUCCUCGGCGGCGAAAGAAACCGACGGGACUGUACAUAGUGCGCGCGACUCCCACCGCCAGGGAGGAAGCGUACCUCGCCGUUCCCGUCCUCGUCUGGCCUCCACGAGACUGGCCGGAGGUACACUAUGUGUUAACGCUAAUUUUAGAACCACCGGAACUAGACGCAACGUACGCUCGCGAAUCGCAACGUCGUCUUGAUCGAACCCCAACUCGCCCGCCGCGAUCAACGGAUUAACCCCCUCCUCCUUCGCCCUCCCUCGCCCCAGUCGCAUUUACUUGUCUGGAUUACUCGGAUACCUCUCGAAUAAGCCGCUCAACUACACGAUACCCCUGUUCGAGAUGUCGCACAGUACGGAUGUAACAUGUAUGUAAUGUAAUAAACCUUUUGGAGUUACCAUCUAUGCCUCUG